Brassica napus (rape) is the source of this 2037-nucleotide messenger RNA. RefSeq names its product clathrin interactor EPSIN 1-like. Gene Ontology annotation, molecular function: phospholipid binding; clathrin binding. Bases 212 to 1849 code for a protein of 545 amino acids. Gene Ontology annotation, biological process: endocytosis. The record is from RefSeq and is a predicted model, not a curated record. NCBI's taxonomy places the organism in Eukaryota, Viridiplantae, Streptophyta, Magnoliopsida, Brassicales, Brassicaceae. The transcript has 12 exons. Gene Ontology annotation, cellular component: clathrin vesicle coat; endosome; plasma membrane.
GUGUUAUUUGACGCCUAAAAAUUGCGCGAAAAAAAGUAGAUUUUUGUUAGGUGCUUACUUCUUAUUUUUUAUUCUUUCUUUGCAUUUGUCAAAAGAAAAAGAAAAAAAAAACUCGCCACCCCUGGCCCUGAUCAGAUCUACACUUCCUCCUCCCACCAGAAAUUUUCCGGAGUUCGUUCCUUUGCUCAUACCAUUUUCGCGAAUUCAAAAAAUGGAUUUCAUGAAGGUCUUCGAUCAAACGGUUCGAGAGAUAAAGAGGGAGGUGAAUCUGAAAGUUUUGCAGGUUCCAGAGAUGGAGCAAAAGGUAUUAGAUGCUACUGACAAUGAGCCUUGGGGUCCGCAUGGUACUGCUUUGGCAGAGAUUGCACAAGCCACUAAGAAAUUCUCGGAGUGCCAGAUGGUUAUGGGUGUUUUGUGGACUAGACUGACUGAGAGGGGAAAGGAUUGGCGAUAUGUGUAUAAGGCGCUGGCUGUUAUUGAUUAUCUGAUUUCAAAUGGGUCAGAACGAGCAGUUGAUGAGAUUAUUGAGCAUACGUACCAAAUAUCUUCACUCUCGAGUUUUGAGUAUGUUGAACCGAAUGGAAAAGAUGUGGGAAUCAAUGUGAGAAAGAAGGCGGAGAACAUAGUUGCCCUCUUGAAUAAUAAGGAGAAAAUCUCAGAGAUCAGAGACAAAGCAACAAUCAAUCGUAACAAGUAUGUUGGCCUCUCAUCAACAGGAAUAUCAUAUAAGUCUGGUUCAGCUUCGUUUGGUGGUAGUUUUCAAAGUGGUUCAAGCAGUUAUGAUAGGGAUUCCAGAGGAAAAGACAAGGACGACUACGAGUCUUUUCAAAAGUCAAGGCGCGGUGUUAAAAGCGAAGAGCGAAGCUACACUUCGAAGAAAAGCUUUUCACGGUAUGACAGUACGGACCAUGAUAAUCUAUCCAGUGGAAAAAAGUCACCCGACUCUGGAAAACAUAGUUCCAUACCUUCACAUGCAUCUGCAGCUCCUUCAAACAACGAUGAUGAUUUUGAUGACUUUGAUCCACGUGGAACUUCGAGUAAUAAGCCUUCCACAGGUAGUGCCAACCAAGUGGACCUUUUUGGAGCAGAUCUGAUUGGUGACUUCUUGGAUUCUGGGCCAACUGAAACAUCUUCCACCAACAAUAAUGGGAAGUUUCAAGAGGCGGACUUGUUUGCUGAUGCAUCUUUUGUAUCAGCCUCCAGUCCAGGAACAGACUUUGGGUCGCAGACACAGAAAGAAGUUGACCUUUUCUCUGUAUCUGAAACUUCUGGCACGGUUUCUUCAGCUCCUCCGACGGUUGAUCUUUUUGCAUCUCCUGAAACAGUUGCACGCCCAGAAGCCAAGAUUCCUAAACCUGAGCCGAUGACCACUCCAAGCAUUGUUGACCCAUUUGCUGCAGUUCCUAUGGAAAAUUUUGAUGGAACUGAUCCUUUUGGCGCCUUCACUUCUCACUCGGCUCCAGUCUCUACAGGUCCACAGGCUCCAGUUCUACAUGGGAGUGCAACAACCACCACAAGCCCAAUGUCUCUGGCAAACUCAAAGCCACAGCAGUUGCAAAAGAAGGAUCCUUUCCAAGUGAAAUCUGGAAUCUGGGCAGAUUCGCUGAGCCGUGGACUAAUUGAUCUCAACAUAACUGCUCCUAAAAAGGCUUCUCUUGCGGAUGUGGGCGUUGUGGGAGGCCUGAGCAAUGAAGAAGGGAACAAGGCAUCUGCUGCUGCGUACUACUCAGGGUGGUCCAUGGGUGCAGGAUCCGGGCUAGGUAAAACGGGACUCUACAGUGCACAGCAGCAGCAGCAACAACAACAAACACCUGAAAUGUCAGAUGAUUUCUUCUCUGUCACAGGCUGAGUCACACUCGCCAACCUUAUCACAAAAGCAUAUUCAUUAGAUAUGCUUUGCUUUAUGCUUUUGCUUUAUGCUUUCUAAUCAUCAUUGACAGGUCAUUGUUUGGACCGUUAGUGUGACCAUCGAACUUUAGUAUUUGUACUCUUCCCCUGCAUUUGCAGAAGUUUUUAAUCAAGAAAUAUUUCAUCUCA